AUGACCCGGCAAGACUUCGAGCAAGACCUCUUACGGAGAUGGUUUCCCAACAACGGUGGAGAAGUGUUGACAUCCUUCACUGAGAAUGAUAUCCGUGGCAUCGCAGAUGUCUUGUCGCGCUGUGCACGGAAACGAUGGAGUCGCGUCCCAAGACUGUACAGCAUCCUCCGGAAGAUUGGCCAGCUAGAUACGUUAGACGCGUUCAUCGACGGCGACAUUACAGAUGUCUACUUUCCGUUCUCCAAAAGUACGCUUCCGGAAGCACUACGCGAUCAUUCGGCACGUCUCAGAUUCCUCGACUUGCAGCACCUCGUCUACAAUACCGAAGCACUUAAUCUCGAACGACAUGCGUCCCACGGGCACUUCAACGAUUCUACGGAGGUACCCUUGAAGAAGAUUGGAGAAUUGGGCAAGGGCGGGUCUGGGUUCGUCGAUCGCGUCGUCAGCACCAUAAGUCACCAGGAGUACGCACGGAAACUUAUACUGAGAGGGAGAACCUUCAAGAAGGACAAACAGGUUUUGAGAGACUUCACGAAAGAAUUGUCAAAUCUCAAACAGUUGUCGCACAAGCACCUUGUUGAGCAGCACACUACCAAAGAGAGCGGUUGGUUGAAGCCGGGACAACGUCCAGAAAUUACAAGUCCAAAGUCGGAAACCACUGUUCUUGGAAAAUUCUUCGAUGAUCCUUACGUUGACGUUGACAUCACUUCACUCAGCUCCAAAAAGAAGCGAAAGAACAAAUACGAGAUCGAUGAAGGAGGAUCUGAUAAAUGCUCAGAACAAGACUCAGGCCUGUGGGAGGGUAAUCUUCUUUCCAAAGCCCAUGAUCAAGUAUCCAGAGGAGACUAUCGUGAUAUGAGUAAGCAGAGCAAGAAAGGGGGUGUUGCUGAAGCUGUUAUCGAAGAACUGACGCCGCCAUUGCUAGAGUUGGAGCCUGUACCGCCACUAAAAGAAGAGAAGGCUGACUGGGGUUUGAGUCCGAUAUCGAAGAAGCAGAAAAUUGAUCUGUAA
This is a messenger RNA of Alternaria postmessia, 1011 nucleotides long. RefSeq lists its product as uncharacterized. The transcript has 2 exons. The coding region runs from base 1 to 1011 and encodes 336 amino acids. NCBI's taxonomy places the organism in Eukaryota, Fungi, Ascomycota, Dothideomycetes, Pleosporales, Pleosporaceae. The record is from RefSeq and is a predicted model, not a curated record.